AUGAGGGAUACAAUGCCCCGAGUUGCAAAGAGCGUUGGUCUGGAGUUGCCAUCUACUGGUGGAACUUCAUUCGUAGCCGUCGAAUCUCCUCUGAAAGAGAAGGUGUGCGACUGGAGGUGGGACCCAACAGCUAAAGCAAGCACUCUACACCCUCCGACCUCACUUUUCGAUUACGAGCAGAUGACGGCAAUGGAAGACCUCUUCCUGUUGCCCGCGGGAGACCAUCGCUCGGUGUGCUCGGAGAUUAUCGACACAAAGAACUCGGUCAUGGCCAUCGACCGCCGGUCGGUAAUAUCCGAGGCUAAAUUACAUCAUAGAUCGGUUUCGUAA
Molecule: messenger RNA, 330 nt
Organism: Striga asiatica
Lineage: Eukaryota; Viridiplantae; Streptophyta; Magnoliopsida; Lamiales; Orobanchaceae
Source: the annotation of a GenBank genome assembly